Talaromyces amestolkiae is the source of this 1512-nucleotide messenger RNA. RefSeq lists its product as uncharacterized. Gene Ontology annotation, biological process: transmembrane transport. The transcript is spliced from 9 exons. NCBI's taxonomy places the organism in Eukaryota, Fungi, Ascomycota, Eurotiomycetes, Eurotiales, Trichocomaceae. Gene Ontology annotation, molecular function: transmembrane transporter activity. The coding region runs from base 1 to 1512 and encodes 503 amino acids. The record is from RefSeq and is a predicted model, not a curated record.
AUGUCGACCACCAUUCCUAAUCUCGAGGAAAUGGACAUGGUUCCCGGGACUUUUCUACUCAUUCGCGAUGAUGGGGAAUAUGAAGGGCAUCAUGAAAGAACAAUUAUGCUGCAUCCAGUGCCUUCGGAUGAUCCAAACGAGCCUUUGAACUGGAGUACCGCCCGCAAAGCGAUUAAUUUCACAUUGGUGCUAGCGGUCACUUGUCUUAUCUUUACUGCUCUUUCUAUUCAAGCAAUUUUCUGGCAAUUGAUGGUCGUCGAUCUAGGAGUUACGUACACACAACUAAACUGGGCAAUGUCGGUCAAUUUUGUCGGUCUCUCGAUGGGCUGCGUCCUGUUCAUCCCACUGGCUAGAAAAUUUGGAAGACGGCCUAUUUAUCUGUUCUCGACGGCUCUAAUGCUGGUUACUUCAGUCUGGCUUGGCCAGAUCAAGAGUUUAAGCGAGCUCUAUGCGGCAAAUCUCCUCCAAGGUUUGGCUGGUGCCACGAAUGAAUCUAUUGUGCAAAUCACUAUUGCGGAUCUUUUCUUUGUGCAUCAUCGUGGAAGAGCGAAUGGUCUGUACAUGACCAUGGUGAUGAUCGGUAGUUUCCUAACGCCCAUGGCGGCCGGAACUCAGGCAGUGAAUCAAGGUUGGAGAUGGUCCUACCGCACAUUAUCCAUUUUUAAUGCUGUUCUAUUUGUAUUCUUUGCUAUCGCAUAUGAGGAAACGAAGUACUCCAAGAUUGUCGACGGUAUUGAAACCCCCAGCGAAACUAUCGACAAUGGAAUGCCAUCAGGCCAGGACGUUCUUAAGGGCAACCCAGGCAACGAUUCAAAAGUCAUGACGAGCGAACAUCAAAUGGCACUCGGCCCAUCAACAAACGAUCGUGAAUUGAACUAUACUCGAUACACCAUGAACCCAUGGAGGACAAGGCUAGCACUCGUGCUAGCAGAAGUCUUCCCAUUGCCUCCGUAUGAGUUCAAUUCAGCGCAAAUCGGCUAUCUGAGCGUUGGGCCGUUCAUUGGAAACUUAAUUGGAGCUUUUUACGGUGGCUAUAUUGGUGACAAAUCCAUCCUGUUCUUCGCACGACGAAAUAAAGGGUAUUUCGAGCCCGAGAUGCGGCUUUACAACCUGCACUUCCCGGCCGUGUGUCUGUGUGGUGGCUUGAUUAUGUUUGGAGUAACGAUUGCUCGUGGCAUGCACUGGAUUCUCCCCGUGGUUGGCGGCGGGUUCUUCGGAUUUGGUCUCGGGAGUAUCAGCGACGCAGCUUUGACCUUGGUAAUUGACAGUUACCCUGAUAUUGUCGGUGAUGCAUUUACCGGCAUUGCCUUCCUCCGAAAUGCUAUCAGUAUCGGGAUCCCUUUCGCGAUCACACCAUGGAUGGUACGCGAUGGAUUAUCGAAUAUGUUCAUUGCCUGUGGAUUCAUCAGUCUGGCGAUAAGUGGCCUGUGCAUUCCCAUGGUCUUCUGGGGCAAGGAUUCUCGACGAAAACUAACUCCACUCUAUCGAGCAAUGGGGGGAAAAGAAAUCUGA